AACUGGGGGGGGUGGGGGGGAGAAAAAGAGACGAUUCCUUCCAAUCCAACAAGCCUGGGGAGCACUGCAUUCUUGAAUCCUGCAUUUUCUCUCAAAAUGAUGGUGUGGGCACUUCUGUUCCUCUCGCUCAUCCAGUGUUCCAUCCAAAAGGGAGAUGAUGAUUAUGAAGAUUACACUUCAAAUAAGACCUGGGUUUUGACUCCCAAAGUCCAUGAGAGUGAUGUCACUCUUAUUUUAAAUGGCUUGCUGGAAGGAUAUGACAACAAAUUGAGACCUGACAUAGGAGUUAAACCAACAAUAAUUCAUACUGACAUGUAUGUAAAUAGCAUUGGGCCUGUGAAUGCUAUCAAUAUGGAAUAUACAAUUGAUAUAUUUUUCGCCCAAACGUGGUAUGACAGACGUCUGAAGUUCAACAGCACUAUCAAAGUGCUCAGAUUAAACAGCAACAUGGUUGGGAAGAUCUGGAUACCAGACACAUUUUUCCGAAAUUCCAAGAAAGCUGAUGCCCAUUGGAUAACAACACCUAACAGGAUGCUCAGGAUCUGGAAUGACGGCAGAGUGUUGUACACAUUGAGGCUGACAAUUGAUGCUGAGUGUCAGCUACAGCUGCACAACUUCCCAAUGGAUGUCCAUUCAUGCCCUUUGGAAUUUUCAAGCUAUGGCUACCCAAGAGAAGAGAUCAUUUACCAAUGGAAGCGCAGCUCAGUGGAAGUGGGGGACACCAGGUCCUGGAGACUUUAUCAGUUCGCCUUUACGGGAUUAAGAAAUACAACUGAGGUGGUGAAGACUACUUCAGGAGACUAUGUAGUCAUGUCUGUUUACUUUAACCUGAGCAGGAGAAUGGGUUAUUUCACAAUUCAGACCUACAUUCCCUGCACACUUAUUGUUGUGUUGUCCUGGGUCUCUUUCUGGAUUAACAAGGAUGCAGUUCCAGCCAGAACAUCAUUGGGUAUUACAACUGUCCUGACAAUGACCACACUAAGUACAAUUGCUCGUAAAUCUCUUCCCAAAGUCUCCUACGUGACAGCAAUGGAUCUUUUUGUGUCAGUCUGCUUUAUUUUUGUUUUCUCUGCACUGGUGGAAUAUGGAACUUUGCACUACUUUGUCAGCAACAGAAAGCCAAGCAAGGAUAAAGACAAAAAGAAGAAAAAUCCACUUCUUCGGAUGUUUUCCUUCAAGGCACCUACAAUUGACAUCCGACCUCGAUCAGCUACUAUUCAAAUGAACAAUGCUACACACCUCCAAGAAAGGGAUGAAGAAUAUGGGUAUGAAUGUCUUGAUGGCAAGGACUGUGCCAGUUUUUUUUGCUGCUUUGAGGAUUGUCGAACGGGAGCAUGGAGGCACGGAAGAAUACAUAUCCGCAUUGCCAAAAUGGACUCCUAUGCCCGCAUCUUCUUCCCAACUGCCUUCUGUUUGUUUAACCUGGUGUAUUGGGUAUCAUAUCUUUACCUUUAAAAGUAGAAGGAAAUCAGUGAUAUGAGCCUUACUCACUGAAUUUCUUAGAGAGAUGGUUACCUACCACUUGAAGAAUUAAAUAUGCGCUUUAUAGUGGUCUGAAUUCUUUAGUGCCAUAACCCAGUAAAUAUCAAUCGUAUCAUCUGUCCAAAAAUUGCCAUCAGGUCAUUGUGAAUUAAAUGUCCAUUCAACAUGCCAAAAUAAUUUGAAAUAGAAAUUGCAUAAAUAGGUAAUAUGCAGCUAUACCUGCUGGAAUAGAAAGAAAAAGAGCAGAUAGGGCAAGGAAAGCAUGGCAACGUCCCUUAAUAGUUGGCACUGCUGUUUCAAACAGGAGUGAGAGAGGGGAAAUUUCCCAGGUAAAGUGCUAUACAGUUUGUUAAGACUGGCUAUAAUUACAAUAUGGCUUUAUUCUCUGUGGGGUUUUUCUUUUUUGGAAGAGUCAUCUUUCACUUUGAAUAGGUAUUAUUAAACUAGGAAAGUUAACUUCUACUCCCACCAAAAUAAAAAUAGACAUCUCCCUUUGCCAUCCCUUUAAGAGCACAUGUACAAUGCUGUAAAUAUUUCAAUACCUUGUAGUACAUAAAGUUUAGUGCAUGCAUCUUUUGGGGGCCAAAAUAAAUGAAACAAAGGUACCAUGAAGUUUUGUCUUUUAUUUUGUGUCUCUGGAUGUGCUAUUGUAAUUGAAAUGUGGACAAUUAUUUUUUUUUUUCCUUGAAAAAUUACCCCUUUCCCUCAAUGCAUGGAAGAUCCAAGCAGAGAGCACUUUCAUGUAAGACAUUAGAGAAGCCUUAAGGAUUCAAAUAAAUAACAUGUAGACAAAUCUGUAUGGCCAAUAUAAUAGCUCAUAAGGUAUACUGUAUGUGUCUGCUGCAGGUGUAACCUUCAUUUCCCAUUGACAAUGUUGCUAUAUUUCAACUGAAUUUCCAGUAAUUAUACAUUGCAAGAUCAGUUUCCAUGCACUUUUAUUGUUCUUUUCCCAUGUGUUUGUGGGUUGUUCAUUUGUUUACUCUUAAUUCAGUUCAGGACAUAGCUAUUCUUCUAGAUAUUAUUUUCACAUAUGAGCUUCAAGUUCAUUUUGAAACAUUAGAUUUUGUAUUAUAUAUACACAUCCUAUUCUCUGCUCACUCAUGUCCUGGAUCAGCAAUGGUUGUUGUCAGUGCUGCUUUUCACUCAGUGAGUACCUUUACUAAAACAAACCUUUACCAUGGCUAGCACACAGUUUCUAGACAGCCUUGAAAAUAAAAGAGGACAAAUGGUGUCUUGACAACUAAAUCACACGUAUGCAGUUCAUCUGUAUUUAAAACCUCCAACCCACCUGGGUGAAUCUUGAAAACCAUCUAUCCACUGGUUUUCAGGACCUGUAUGAUGCUCAAUUAUGCAACCUCAAGCACAUGUAAAUAUGAUUGACCUUUUUUCUUUUUUUUGUU
Molecule: messenger RNA, 2882 nt
Organism: Dryobates pubescens (Downy woodpecker)
Lineage: Eukaryota; Metazoa; Chordata; Aves; Piciformes; Picidae
Gene: GABRG2
Product: gamma-aminobutyric acid type A receptor subunit gamma2
Exons: 10
Coding region: 97-1455 (452 amino acids)
Biological process (GO): signal transduction; nervous system process; synaptic transmission, GABAergic
Cellular component (GO): dendrite membrane; postsynapse; synapse
Molecular function (GO): GABA-A receptor activity; GABA-gated chloride ion channel activity; benzodiazepine receptor activity
Source: RefSeq, a predicted model, not a curated record